This is a messenger RNA of Alnus glutinosa, 1414 nucleotides long. RefSeq lists its product as uncharacterized. The record is from RefSeq and is a predicted model, not a curated record. Gene Ontology annotation, biological process: endoplasmic reticulum tubular network organization; membrane organization. Gene Ontology annotation, cellular component: membrane; endoplasmic reticulum. Bases 123 to 1151 code for a protein of 342 amino acids. The transcript has 9 exons. Lineage: Eukaryota; Viridiplantae; Streptophyta; Magnoliopsida; Fagales; Betulaceae.
AAGACGUAAUAGAUGCGAGGAGGUGAAAAUCUCUCCUCGUGUAGAUGCUAAUAGAAAUAGAAGUGGGAGUGGUGGAGCAGUAGCUGUUGCGACAGAAAGAAAGCGAAAGAGGAGGAGGAGCAAUGGGGGAAGAGAGAGAGGAGAAUCCGCAGAGGAUGAAGAGAAUUGCGGCGGCGGCCUACGACUACGAGAACGACCCCAGAUGGGCCGACUACUGGUCUAACAUCCUCAUACCUCCCAACAUGGCCUCGCGCCCCGACGUCAUCGCCCACUUCAAGAACAAGUUCUACCAGCGCUACAUCGAUCCUGAUCUUGUGGUAGAGGCUAUGUCCUCUAACAGUUCAUCUCAGCCAGCAAGACCAUCAGCAUCAUCAACAUCUUCAAAUGACCAAGCUCGACAACGUAACUCAGGGUCAACAACUCCAAAUUCAGGGACGUCAGCAACUGCUAGUCCAAAUCCAACUUCUCUGCGCUGGGAUCGGAAAACGAUUCAGUUCUCUGUGAAUGCUUGGGUGUUUGUUGUGGCUGUGCUUGCGAUUUUUCCAUUGGUACCUAGAAAUCUUUCACAAAGGGCAUUUCGGCUUUCCUUAAUGGGCACAGCAUGUUCCUCUCUUUUUUCCUUGUAUUCGCUAUAUGGGAAACCCAGGGCAUGGAAUGCACAGGCUUUGCAAGUUUACUUUCAGUCUAUUGUUGCAACCAAGGAUUUUAUCUACUUCAUCUACUGCCUUAUCUUUGUGGCUUCAAAUCUUUGCCUUAAGUUUUCCUUGAUUCCUAUUUUAUGUCGAGCACUUGAGCAUGUUGCCAAGUUCCUUAGGCAUAAUUUCAGUCGUUCCUCCUUGUACAGGAAGUACUUGGAAGAGCCAUGUGUUUGGGUGGAGUCAAACACAACUACCCUCAGCAAACUGUCUUCACACUCUGAGAUUGGACUUGGCUUCCUUCUUAUUAUUUCCUUUUUCUCGUGGCAACGCAAUCUAAUACAAACUUUCAUGUACUGGCAGCUAUUGAAGCUCAUGUACCAUGCCCCUGUUACUGCUAGUUACCACAACAAUGUAUGGGCUGAGAUUGGGAGGUUUGUCAAUCCGCUCGUCCACCGCUACGCCCCAUUCUUGAAUACUCCAAUUUCUGCUGCCCAGAGAUGGUGGUUCAGGUAGAUGAAGGUAGCCUCAAAGAGAAAGGGAAGGGGAAGGGGAAGGGGAAGGGGCCAAAAACAGUAUUCCACCUGGGCAUCACUUGAGAACUUUUUAUCUAGAAAGAAUUAACUUAUGUGUCUCACAAAUCUUUCAUUAUGGUUAUAGCUGGAACUGAGGUAAUGUUUGUGCCCACGCAUGAAAUGUAAAACACAUGUAUGGAUUAAUUUGCUGAAAUGAAUAUCUAAGUUUUGAUUGUGACAUGAAAGUCUUUAAUUUCUCCUUAA